AUGGACCAACGCUGGGAGUUCCUCGCUCCGUGGUGGAAGGCGUUAAAGCCCUGCAUUAGCUUCACCCUUCCAGAGACUGCCACCGCUGAUGAGUAUGUCUGGCAAGUCCCUGACAUCGUUCUCAAAGUGACCAUGGCAACCCGCCGAGGCUCGAGCCAAAAUGAAGGAACUUUCCGGAAAAAAUUCCAAAUGGUGCAGGAGGCGCUGGCGCUGCUCGUAGCAGUCGAACACGCAGACUACCUCGUGUACGACGACAUCCUCACUUAUGGUUGCGGGAUCACGCGAAGCAGAUCUGGAGAAGAACUCGACGCGGCGUGGAUAGCGGCCAAGUUCUUGCUCGAUGUGGAUGUGAACAGGUUCGAGAACGAGACCGACGACGAGGCUAUCGCGUAUGAUCUCGUCCGUCUCUGCGGCACGCAUCAGCGUGAACACCCCAGCGAGGAAUACCUGGCGGCUUUGAGUCAGGUCGCAGCUCUUGACAAGAACUUCGAGCCAGGGGAGCCGGGCGUGGAUAUCAAAAUUCCGGUGAAACUGCAGUUUUCAAGCCACACCAGAGUAAUAUCCGACUUGGCCUCACGUGAUGACGCCAAGAAACUAUCAGAUAUCGCAAAGGCGGACGCGAGACGCAGUGGGCGGCAUACGCUGAGGGUGAGGAGGAAAGGGCUUUGGAGCCAGGGACACUUCGCUGUACGACAGACGUCUACUGAGCAGUAA
Phytophthora sojae is the source of this 714-nucleotide messenger RNA. RefSeq lists its product as hypothetical. The coding region runs from base 1 to 714 and encodes 237 amino acids. The record is from RefSeq and is a predicted model, not a curated record. The transcript has a single exon. NCBI's taxonomy places the organism in Eukaryota, Oomycota, Peronosporomycetes, Peronosporales, Peronosporaceae.